CCUUCCACAACACGUCAAACCUUGAGUUACAGUUCGCGUCGGUCAUAUCUUACAUCGUGUAUGAUGCGCGAAUGGUGACACGGCCAAGUGUUGCAUUGCCCUGUCUUUCCCUAGUUUUUCUUCUUUCCCUGGGCUGUUCUGUUCCAUUUUUGCUUGGGGUGUCCUGGACGGUCGAGACUCGAGAGGGAGACUCGAGAGUCGACACUGCCGGUACACCCCAAUGCGGUAGGGAUAGACCUUCCGUUGCGCAAUUCACAACCAUCAAUGGAGGCCCAAGCCCUGGAACAUGAGCGCCGGCUCGAGAGUGCGCGGGGCGAGGAGGCGCUGAAGCAUGCCAUAUCGGCUGCAGAAUUGUAUAUGCAGGCCGCCGUGAAGGCAAAGACUCACGCAGAACGGUCCCGUCUCAAGCGGAAAUGUGCCGAGCUCAUCGCGCUUGGGGAGCGUCUCAAAGCAAACGCCAAAGCCGCCGCUGCUGCCUCCCGACCCCCCGUGCCCGAAUCGACCCGUACCCUGACCACGUCCGAGAAGACCAUCCUCCUCAAGGCUUCACACCUGCACGGCAAUGUCUUUCCGCCUUGGGAUUCUGCAAAAGCCCCCGGCAGCUCCGAGGAUACCGGGGCCACCGGGGACGCUUACAUCGAUCCCUCCCCCUUCUCGCUCUCUGCUGAGCAGCAGGCCAUCUUUGCAGGCUGGAAGCGGCCCGCCGAACUCGUGCCAGGGGCUCAAGACGGACUUACAGAAGUAGAUUUGGAGCAAUCAAUGGCUGCCGUCACCGAGACGGACUUCGCCCAGGACUUGGCUACCGAUUGCUCUGUUGUAGCUAGUCUAUGUGCUGCGACCCGCCAUCUAGGGCCUACAAAAGACUCUCUACUUGCCUCACUUAUACACCCGUUUGACCACAAUGCCAUACGACCCGCCGUCUCCAAGAACGGCAAGUAUGUAUUUCGCAUGUAUUUCAAUGGCACUUGGCGUCGGGUCAUCAUCGACGACCGUCUGCCUGCUUCCUCGACCAAUCGCACCCUCUAUGUUGUUGACAGACGCAAUCCCAAGCUCAUCUGGCCAGCCCUCAUCGAGAAGGCCUAUCUGAAAAUACGCGGCGGCUACGACUUCCCUGGGAGCAACUCGGCGACAGACCUGCAUGCCUUGACAGGAUGGAUUCCCGAGCAGAUCUUCCUCCAGAGCCACGAUAUCGAACUAGACGAGACAUGGAAUAGAAUCAAGAAGGCCUAUGACGAUGGCAAUGCCAUACUCACCCUGGGGACAGGGAAUAUCUUGCCCGAGGAGGAGCUGGCGCUAGGGCUAGUCAAGGAACAUGACUACGCCGUGCUCGAUCUGAAAAAGGAUGGGAGUAGCCGGCUACUCCUGAUCAAGAACCCCUGGGUGGACAGCCUGGUGUGGACCGGUGUCGGGUCUUCGGCGACGCUCAAAACGCACACGCUAGGCUCGACGUCCGCCAACGGGUCGAACCAGUUUUGGAUGGCCUUCGAGGACGUCCUCCAACACUUUGACUCUCUUUACGUGAACUGGAAUCCUGCGCUGUUCGCCCACCGCCAGGACCACCACUUCAAAUGGGAGAUGCCCGACAAAACCGAAGAACUCGUCUUUACGCACAAUCCACAGUACAGCGUUUUGUCUCCCUCGCGCAGUCCCGUCUGGGUUCUGCUCAGCCGCCACUGGCAGGACGGCGAGCUCGACAUACUCCGCGAGCGCAGAGCCAGCAGAGAUCGGCCCGACCCCUCGCUCGCCAACGUCUCCAAGCAACUCGGGUUCAUGGCCCUCGCGCUUUACGCGACCAGUCCAGCAGGUACUCGUGUCCCGCUACCAGACGAAACCCGCCGGCUGCGCCAAGGGCCCUACGUCGACAGCCCGAAUACCCUCCUCCGCUACAACCCUACUCCAGGCAUCCCGCAAACCCUUGUUGUCGCGCAAAGCGACCUGCCCCUUCCGUCAUACACCUUCACCCUCUCCUUCUUCUCCUCGGAGCCCCUGACCAUCUCCCCGGCUCCGGAACCAUUCCCGUAUAGCACUACUCUUCGGAGCGCCUGGACGCGGCGCACGGCGGGCGGCAGCGCCACCCAUCCGACCUAUCUCACCAACCCGCAGUGGUCCUUCACCCUGGCCACGCCAUCCCCCAUCUCCCUCGUCCUGAGCACAGACACACGGGACUUACCCGUGCAUGUAGCCGUCCUGUUUUCCUCCCCCGCCUCCUCCACCUCCUCCACCUCCAACGGCCGUUCGGCAGCAAAACGCGCGGCGUACGUGUCGGGCCGGGACGUGGUGGCGUCGAGCGCCGAGUACCAAAGGGGUUUCGCCUCGGCUGCCACCGCGACGGCACGGCCCCUCGACCGGGGCACCUACACCGUCGUGGCCAGCACCUACGAGCCGGGGCAGACGGGCCGCUUCACCCUCCGCGUCUCGGCCGCCGUGACCCUCAGCCUCGUCCCCGUGCUACCCGACGCGGCGGGUAUGCUGCGCACUACCGUACCGCAGACACCACCGCCACCCCGUCGCGACGGCUCGCACUCGCACUCGCAGUCGCACGCGCACAGCCGCAGGUUACGCGCCAGGGUCGGUCUGGAACGGCUUACCCGUUUGAGCGCGCUGGCUACUACUACUACUACUCCUUCUACAUCUUCUGUCGCCUUUGCUUCUGCUUCUGCUUCUCCUCCCGCUUCCGCAGCCAUGGUGAUGGCGGUGAGGGUUGCCCUCGAGCUGGGCACGGGUCCCCACCGGACUGUGCUAGCCGUGUCCAGGGAGGGGGAGUUUGCCGACGCGUCGAUGGGGCUGCGGACCGGCGAGGUGGACGUUGAGCCCCAAUUCGUCCGGGAGCGGGGUGGGUUGUGGGUGGUUCUGGAGCAGAUUGGGGGAGGCGGCGGGGCUGGUUCUGAUUCGAGGUUACCGCUCCAGGGGCAGCAGCAGCAGCCGGGUGUGCAGGUGGAGGUGCUGAGCGAUGCUGUGGUGCACUUGGGCGCGUGGGAGAAUGCUGAUGAGGACUGAGGGCAUGUGCCACAGAACACAGAGAGAUAUGUAUAUCACGUACGAAAGCAUUGGGCGACCCAAGUCUAGCGGAGCAAUUUGACAAGGUCCGUACGUUGGGAGCAGAGACAUCAGCCAGCG
Molecule: messenger RNA, 3117 nt
Organism: Canariomyces notabilis
Lineage: Eukaryota; Fungi; Ascomycota; Sordariomycetes; Sordariales; Chaetomiaceae
Product: cysteine proteinase
Exons: 5
Coding region: 265-2997 (910 amino acids)
Biological process (GO): proteolysis
Molecular function (GO): calcium-dependent cysteine-type endopeptidase activity
Source: RefSeq, a predicted model, not a curated record